This is a messenger RNA of Symbiodinium natans, 1656 nucleotides long. NCBI's taxonomy places the organism in Eukaryota, Dinophyceae, Suessiales, Symbiodiniaceae. The record is from the annotation of a GenBank genome assembly.
AUGUAUUCUCUGUGUCUUUGCACGGAUUUGGCCCGAGGUCCAGCCAAUAGCCAUGUGGGGCGCUUGCUAGUGCCUUUGAGGAACUGCAAAUUUUUGACUGAGAUCAAAGCAGUGAACGCAGGUCUUUAUGGGGAGAUUCCCAAAGUGCAGAAUGGUGAGAUCCACCUGCAAAAUCUCACUUUCAAAUAUGCAGCUCCCCUGCAGUUGCUUGACCUCUCCAGCAACAACAUCACGGAGCUCUGGGGUGUGCCAGUCCUCCCGCGCAUCGGACGCCUCCAGUUGCGCCGGAACCAUGUGCUGAAGAUGAGGCCAGGCUUGCUGACGGAGGUGGUGAACUCCAACAUCAUCAUAGACCUCUCAGAGACCCAGUUGGCAAACAAAGAGGAAGCAGCCCAGCUCCUCGCAAGAGGCGCCCUCACAAGCACCGCCGAGCCUGCGCUGCGAGACGAAGACCUCGGGUUUGCUUGCAAAGACAUCAUCGGCGCAGUCCGCGUGACACCAAGCAAGUUUUUGCCGGAUGAGCUUUGUGAAUGCCUUCCCGGCUGGCAUGGACGCGGGGCGAGGUGCCAGAAGUGUCCGCCAAAUACGUACAAUGAAGAAAUGGGGCGAAGGGAAUGCUCCAAGUGCCCAGACAGCAGCGCUGCCCCUGAAGGUUCAGCCAAGGAAGCCGAUUGCCAGUGCGCUUUUGGCCAUUUGCACCACGGCAAGUGUGAGUGCGACCAGCACGAAGCCCUGCAGAAUGCCACCUGCACCGUUUGCAGCAAGCUUCAUCUGAAUUGCAGCGACAAGGGAAGCAUUGCGUCCACUGCAGUUCCUCAGUUGGGGUACGCACGUCUUGAGGCACUCGCAGAGGAGGCUCGCAAGUGCCUUCCACCCGCGGAGGGGGAGCGUUGCCCUGGCAGCCAGAGGUGUGGCGCUGGAUACACGGGCACCCUGUGCAGCAGCUGCAAUGAUCGCUUUUGGGCUAGAAGAGGCCGGUGUGAGCCCUGCGCAGAGACUAGCACGACGUGGAUUUGGUCGCUUGGGCUUCUGGGAGUCGCCACGUUGAUCCUCGGCGCCUUCCUCGUCUACCGGAAGAUGCACGAAGUGCAGGCCAAGAGUUUAGCGCUGAGGCUCAUUGCGUUGCAGGGCCCAGUCUUGCUGCAAACGGCACAGCUGUGGGGGGUUCUCAGCCGCCUGGGCCGAGCCCCUUCCACCCAAAGACAAGUGGAGAUUCCAUAUUUGGAAGGUCUGCAGCUCACGGCGACCCAGCUUCAGAACUCCUUGAACCUUCAGUGCAACUUCCACGCCGACACCAUCCGGACGCUGUCGGCUCUGACUUCCCCAUUGGUGCCAUUGGUGUUGCUUGCUUGCUGCGCAGCACUGGAGCCGUUCCAAGCUGGCCUGGGCGUCAGCUUGGCUGAACGUGUCAGUAUGGCGCUGAAGACCCUCACCUUUCUGUUCAUUGGCGGUGCAUCUGCCACUGCCCAGCUACUGAGCUGCCAGUCAACAGACGGAGAUGGCGAAAGCCUUGGCGACUUCGCAUUUCGCAAGUCUUUCCAAAAGCUUCGCUGCAACGACAGCAGUGGCCUGGGGGUCGAUGUGGUUGGCUACAGCGCUGCUGCGGCCUAUGGCAUUUUGAUUCCUCUCUUCCUGGUCCCUGGGCUUAGGGUUUAG